AUGUUUUAUUCAAGUUUAUUAUUGGUCAUGAGAUUAUAGAUGACAAGCCGUCAAUAAUUAAUUUAGAAGGAAUAAAUGUAAUAGAUUCUAAAUUAAUAGAGUCAAGAAAUAAUGAUGAUAUCAAUGGAGUCAAAUUAAACUAUUAUUAAAUAGGAUAAAGUAUGUAAAUGAAUAAGGCAUUUAUCAAAAUUAUUAGAACCUAAUUCGUAAUCAACAAACUUAUAAUUAUUUACAUACUGAUUUACAAUUAGGAUAUGUUUUGGGAGUAAAAUUUAAUACAACAGCUUGUGUUGAUAAAGCUUUGAUUUUAGUCUAAAUUAGUACAGAGAUACCAAUGAAAGUCAAUUUAAUCAUUGAUAAUUUCUUUGAUUAAUUUUAAGUCUAUUUGGAAUAAAUUAAUAUAGAAUAUUUCAGCAUCUUAAACAUGAUGUUAUUACUGAAUUAAAAGAAAACCUUUAAAGUUUAAGUGAAGAAGGUGAUCGUUUAUGGAAAUAUAUUAGUGCUGCCACGUAAAAAUUCCUAUUAUUAUUUAUAGUUAAAGUAUGGUAACAUAAAUGUUGA
This is a messenger RNA of Paramecium sonneborni, 561 nucleotides long. Lineage: Eukaryota; Ciliophora; Oligohymenophorea; Peniculida; Parameciidae. The record is from the annotation of a GenBank genome assembly.